UUUCGUCCGGAUGGCUUCGUGUGCGCAACGGUUUUCGGAGGUGCCGUGAUUGCCCGGUUUCGUUCAUUUCUUUUUUGUGUGCGUUUCGAAUCUUUCGCCGUCGUUGUCCUCGCCGCACACCAAACCAGACGGUCGAGCGUGUACGCACUCGUGUCCCCAUACCACCACCGCCGCCACCACCUGUUCUUCUAAGCAAGCAAACAGCGCGAGGCGCUUCAUGUUUUCCCGUGCACCGUUUUCGUUUAAUUACUUGUUCUGUUUUUCCCCAUUUCCUUCGCGUUCUUUCGCUUUGUAAGGACUGUGUGUGUGUGUGAACACAGCGCGAGUUUUAAUUGUGCCCAUAAGAAAUGGGGUGAAACAGAAUCGUCGUUAGAGUGCCAAGGGAAAGAGAGAGGCAGAGAGAGAGUGAGAGAAAGUGGCAGUGAGAGGGAGAAAACAAACUGUUAGCAACAGCCUCCGCGAUUUCGCCAAACAACAGUGUGUCUCGUCCCGACGGACACACUCGCACAGACGGAUUCCUUGUCUGUCUGAUGCUGGUCUGCGCUGAUGCGCUACCCCGCGUCUUAUCAGUACGCAUAUCAUCAGUGGCCGUUGUGCGUAAGGGACGCGUGUGUUCACUCUGUGUGUGCGUGUGUCGGUCGGUCGCUGUGUGUGGCGCGCUUCCAGUGCAGUGGUUGCGGCACGGUUUAACCAUAACGGUGGUCCAAGUGCGAUAGAUCCGCGGUACCAAGGAUAAGAAAGGAAAACAAAUAAUCAAUAUAAUGUCGAUGCCGAUGCUGGCCGCCACCGCCGUCAUCAUCGUCCCCGUCGUGCGUGUUGUGUGAAUGGGCAGGCCCCGGUGGAGCAGGUGAUAAGCGAUCCAAGUGCCAGCGGGUGAAGUGAAGUGCAGCCUAAACAAAAAGGAAAUCGACAAAAAAAGGAGUAACAAUAAGAGUGCGUGCGUGUGUGUGUGUGCUCCCUCGCAUUUGGGAGUAUCGGAGGGUGCGGGAGUUUUUGGGGUUCACGCCGGAAAACGAGAUUGUGCACGUACGCAAUCUCUUGGCGAGGCACUUUCCGGCACUUCUGCCACAAACUGGUGGAUAAUGUAACCCCCCCAUCGCCCUCUCUCUCUCUAUCGUGACUCGUGGUGUAUGAUUUUCCCACCUCCUCGUCCCACAUAUCGAUAAUUCCGUGCAGCUUGGGGAAAAGGGUGUGAAAAAAGUGAAAAAGUGCCGGGAAGAAAAACAGGGGAAAGUCUGCUCCAGUGUGUCCUUCUGGGCAGAGUGUGUGUGUGUGCGCGUGAAGGAUUCGAAUUUGAACGAGUGACGAUGAUGGGGCUUCGUCCUUCGGAGUGCCGUGGCAACCCGCGCGAAGGUUGCCACCAUCGGCAGGCACCACCGGCGACGAUGCGAAACCGUAAACCGUCCCGGGCGACCGUUGGAGCACCGCGACCGUCCGGAUGGGUGCCGGCGAUCGUCAUGGUGAUCGUUGCCAUUAAUCAGCUUACCGAAGGGCUGGAGCUGAACGAAACGCUGAUAACGCGGCGGCAUCAGCAGCACCGGUACACGAUUGAUGAGCUGCUCGAUGCGCGCUUUCCCAAGAGCAUCUCCGGCGACAUCGAUAUGGACCCGUGCAAAUCGAGUGGAUUUAUGGGCGACAUCGCUAUGCCGAACGUAAAUUACGAAACCGAGUGGCAGCGACAGCGUAUGAACAAGAGCCUCGAGCAGGACAUCGUGAAGCUGAAGCAGGAAGUCUACCUCGAGGGGCUGCAGGUCGAGGAGGAAGGCAUGACGGAUAUGAUACGGAAGAAGACGAAACAGCGCGCCUCCACGCCGCUGUCCGGCAUGACGUCGGCCACCGGUGGGGCGUAUGCGCAUUCCGGCACAUCGUACGAAAGCGAAAAUUCCAUCACGGACAGUUCCGGCGAACCCCCGGUAAAGGCCACCAUCAUCGACAAUCGGGACAACAUAAUAGUUCCCCGCGAGCCCGAAACAACCGUUGCCGGUGGCGUUGGUGGUGACGGGGAACGUACAGGUGAGAAAAAAGCGACCACCGCAAACAAAAAGAAUGCGACCGGUGCCGUGCGGAACAUUGACCACGAUCGGAUCCAGUCCGACACGAAGGACAUCGUUAUCGACUCGAUCAGUGACAAUAUUAUCAGCAACAAUCACGUCAGCAGCCGGAAAGUGGCCACCUACGCCUUACCGACCAAGCCGCCAACUGCGGUGACUGCUGCCGCUGGGUCGCAUUCCGUCAGCACGGAUAGCCAUCCGGCACAGGUAGCAGCCGGAAGCAACGAAACUAAACCAAUGUCGAGCAUACUUGCGGUGGUGAAGCUUGCGAGCAGCAGCGGCAACGGUGAGCAGGAUGCAGUUGGACAGGCCGGUACACGUACCCGCAGACGUCACCGUCGCCGACGUCGACAGCAGCAACAUCCCCGGCUGCACGAUGCGGACCAUACCGGUGAUGAUCCAACGUCAAAAACCACAUCCGGCAAGACCCCACUGAAGAACGACGGUAUGGUGGUCAACAAAAACUCGUACCAUUCACGGUUGGAACGUUUGCGCGUGGAGCUCGGCACGGUAACGUACUCGGUGCGGGAUCGCAACCUCCGAUCGAGCCACCAUAACCAGCAUCACCAUCCGGACGAGGAGCCUCUGGCAGAACGUAGCUCACAAAACCGUACACCGAGAAAGAAGCGGCGCCGGACCGGAGGUGAUAGCCCGCGGCGCGACCAUCAGCAUCAGGAUGUCAUCACUAACGACGACCGAAAGCCGCCGCCGACAGCGAACGGCAACGAUGACGGCAAUAGAAACGAACAGCGUGUAAACGUUGACAUCGAUAGGGCCAGUUUGGUGGACGGGAUGAAACAGCACAGUGAGGCGCACGGGUACGACAAGUCCUACCAUCCUCGCGCUCAACCACAGCACCAACAGCAUCGCCAUCGUUCUGAGCAUCAUCACCUGCACGAACAAGCACACGGAACGCACUUCACCCAUGCCGGGCCGAACGUAGGUGCCGACAAUGGCAUGAAUUUGCAUUUCCGACCGGACCAUAAAGCACCGGCCCGGGCGGGGAAAGAUCAAGAUCCACCCGAACCGCAGCACUUACCUGUUGAAGACGACAUCGACGACGACGAAGCGGACAGCAGCCACAUUUACUACGCAUCCGAGCACGACGAACACGAGCACCAGCAGCAUCAUCGCACGAUACGGGCGGCGACCGCUAAGAAGGAACGCAUCUGGGACUUUGGUGUAAUACCGUACGAGAUCGACGGCAACUUUAGCGGCAUGCACAAGGCCCUGUUCCGGCAGGCGAUGCGCCACUGGGAAAACUAUACCUGCAUCAAAUUCGUCGAGCGCAAUCCCAUUGACCAUCCGAACUAUAUCGUCUUUACGGAGCGUGCCUGCGGCUGCUGUUCGUUUGUCGGCAAGCGGGGCAAUGGGCCACAGGCCAUCUCGAUCGGUAAGAAUUGCGAUAAGUUCGGCAUUGUGGUGCACGAGCUCGGGCACGUGGUAGGCUUCUGGCAUGAGCAUACCCGCCCGGACCGGGAGAACCACGUCGUGAUCGAGAAGAACAACAUCGUGGUCGGGCAGGAGUACAACUUCAACAAGCUGACGGAGGACGAGGUAAACUCGCUCGGACUGCCGUACGACUACGACUCGAUCAUGCAUUACGCACGCAACACGUUCUCGAAGGGUACCUAUCUCGAUACGAUCUUCCCGAUUGAGAUGCCCGGUCGCAAGCGGCCCGAAAUUGGGCAGCGGUUGCGACUGAGCGAGGGUGACAUCGCACAAGCUAACCUGCUCUACAAGUGUGCUAAAUGUGGACGCACGUUUCAGGAAAACUCGGCCAGCUUUACCUCCCCGACGUACUACUCCACCACACCGCCAACCGAACCGGAACGGUGCGAGUGGCGCAUCACGGCUACGCACGGCGAAAGGAUAGUGCUCAACAUAACCGAUCUGGAUAUUUACAAAUCAAACAGCUGCCGGUCGGAUUAUCUCGAGAUACGGGAUGGCUACUGGCACAAGUCGCCGAUACUGGGGAAAUUUUGCGGCUCCGGCAAGGUGAACGAGCUGAUCCGGUCCACCGGCAGCCGUAUGCUGCUCACGUACACGACCACCUUCCGGCAGGCAUCGAUGCGAGGCUUUGCGGCCAACUACGAAGCAAUCUGUGGCGGCGAUAUGAACCUCGAAUCGGGCGGGCGGCUCGAAUCGCCCAACUACCCCGUCGACUACCUGCCGAACAAGGAGUGCAUCUGGCGGAUAACCGUGCCGAAAGACUACCAGGUCGCGCUCAAGUUCCAAUCGUUCGAGGUGGAAAACCACGACAACUGCGUGUACGACUACGUCGAGGUGCGGGACGGCGGGUCAGCCGAUUCGCGGCUUAUCGGCGUGUUCUGUGGGUACAAAAUACCGCCCGACAUGAAGUCAACGUCCAACAAGCUGUUCGUGAAGUUCGUCUCGGACGGAUCGGUGCAGAAGGCGGGCUUUUCGGCCACCUUCAUGAAGGAGGUGGACGAGUGCGAGCACAUGGACCAUGGCUGCGAGCACGAGUGCAUCAACACGCUCGGGGGGUACGAGUGUGCCUGCUACAUCGGGUACGAGCUGCACAGCGAUAAGAAAUCGUGCGAAAAUGCUUGCGGAGGUCAGCUGGACACGCCGAAUGGCACAAUCCUAUCGCCGUCCUUCCCGAAGGAGUACCCGAUCAUGAAGGAGUGCGUGUGGGAGAUAGUGGCGUUGCCGCAGCACAAAAUCACGCUCAACUUUACCCACUUCGACCUGGAGGGCAACACCUUCUACCAGGCGUCCGAGUGCGAGUACGACUACGUGGCGGUGCUGUCGAAAAGCCCGGACGGUACGCUGCACAAGCACGGCUCGUACUGUGGGUACACCGUGCCGGCACCGAUUACGUCCGAGUGGAACAUCCUGCGGGUGGUGUUCAAGUCCGAUAAGACGAUCCAGAAGACGGGCUUUGCCGCCGUUUACUUUACCGACAUCGAUGAGUGUGCCGUCAACAAUGGCGGAUGCCAGCAGGAGUGCAAAAACACGGUCGGCUCGUACGUGUGCUCGUGCCGGAACGGGUACACGCUGCACGACAAUGGGCACGACUGCAAGGAGAGUGGCUGCAAGCACGAAAUCUUUACACCGCACGGCCAAAUCCUCAGCCCCAACUAUCCGGAUUACUAUCCACCGAAGAAGGAUUGCAUCUGGCACUUUACCACGACGCCCGGCCAUCGGAUACGGUUGGUGUUCAAUGUGUUCGAUAUUGAGCCACAUCAGGAAUGCGCAUACGACCAUAUCGUCAUCUAUGACGGCAACUCCCCGGACAGUCACACGCUGGGCCGGUUCUGUGGUGCCAAAAUCCCCCACCCCAUCUCGUCGUCCUCCAACCAGAUGUACAUGGUGUUCAAUACGGACACUAGCGUCCAGCGGAAGGGUUUCUUUGCCAGCCACUCGACUGCUUGCGGGGGCCGCCUGAAGGCAACCGAGGUAAAGAACCACUUCUACUCGCACAUCAAGUUCGGCUCGGGCAUGUACGACAAUGGGGCCGACUGCGAAUGGACGAUCGUGGCGGAUUCGGGCCAGAACGUGCAGCUCAAGUUUCUCAGCUUCGAGCUGGAGGAGGAAAAGAUGUGCUCGUACGACUACGUCGAGGUGUACGGCGGACUGGACGACGAGAGUGGCCCCCUGCACGGAAAGUACUGUGGCAAUGCGAAUCCACCGGAAAUCAUCUCGAUGCACGAGGCGCUCAUGGUGCGGUUCCGGUCGGACGACACGGUUGGAUUCAAGGGCUUUUCCGCUGCGUACGUCGCCAUCAAAUCUAACGAUGACGUGCUGACCACCGACGAAGAAGGUUCUGAUAGUUCCGAUAUCAUCCCGUUUCCCGGUUCACUAAAAACAGUGUUCAUCAAACAGGGCGAAGAUAUGGACGAGGAGGAGGAGGACGACGAUAUCGAUUAUGAGAUCUACCCGAACCGACCGGCCAACAGUAAGGUGCACGUCGCGGUGCACAACGAAAUACGCUCAUCUCAGGCGAUUGACUGAAACAUAAUCAAAUACUUUGCCACGUAAGGUGGUGCAGUGCGCGCGCGCCAUCGGUAUCAUCCAGGCCACCGAUCCGCCAGCACACAUGCACGCAUCCAGAGGGAGAGGGGGAAAGAGAUGGAGAGAGACGAGAGAGACCCUACGCGAGCUGCCAACUUCAUGGACAAUAUACUAUCGACCUAACCGCGACGCGCGUUGUUCCACCAGCCAUACCAGCAGCCUCCGUCCACAAUGAGUAGAUUGUUUCAAGUACAGUACAGACGCGAACACGAACCGGUGUGGCCGGAAGUGCUAGCUGCAAGUAUGUUCUGUACUUGAGUUCUUUCCAAAACAGGUUCACUCAUUGCUGGACAUUAACUACCUUCGUCACAAUGGACGUGCUCAUGUCUUCCCCGUGUGUGGCGUAGGGGAUAAUUAGCCAAACAAAAACGACCGUUUCGAGGGAGCGUGGAAUGGGAAAGAAGCUCCCCAAAUGUAGAUAGAACACAAACACUCACCCAGAGUAGGAGAGGGCGCUGGUUAGGAAGGUAUAAAGAAUCUCGUAAGGAACACAAUCGUGCAAAGGCGCGAUCGUUGAGAGAUGCGUGUACUCUACAGUGAACCAAAAUUGUAGUAAAUAAUUUUAGCAGCCAGUAAUGAGCCAUAUGCCUACGGAAUAUAUAUAUACAUAGAUAUAUAUAUACAUAUACAUAUAGUUAUAUUUACAUUACAAAAUAAGCCGGUAAGUCUUAUCGAAGAGAGCGUUCUCUAGCGAUUAAUGUGUUAGGCAAAUUACUACUAAAUAUACCGAAGACUCUGUUUUCCAUCGUCUGAACGUA
Molecule: messenger RNA, 6847 nt
Organism: Anopheles arabiensis
Lineage: Eukaryota; Metazoa; Arthropoda; Insecta; Diptera; Culicidae
Gene: tok
Product: tolloid-like protein 1
Exons: 12
Coding region: 1308-6029 (1573 amino acids)
Biological process (GO): proteolysis
Molecular function (GO): zinc ion binding; metalloendopeptidase activity; calcium ion binding
Source: RefSeq, a predicted model, not a curated record